AUGUCUUCCAACCUUUCUUUCGUCCUCAACAAGCCCAAUGACGUCUCCUUCGAGGAGCGCCCAAUCCCCAAGCUCAAGUCCCCCCACGAUGUUCUCGUCGCCAUCAACUACACCGGCAUCUGCGGCUCUGAUGUCCACUACUGGGUCCACGGCGCCAUUGGCCACUUCGUCGUGAAGGACCCCAUGGUCCUCGGCCACGAGUCCGCCGGUACCGUCGUUGAGGUCGGCUCCGGAGUCACAGACCUCAAGAAGGGCGACCGUGUUGCCCUCGAGCCCGGCUACCCCUGCCGCCGCUGCCCCGACUGCCUCGGCGGCAGCUACAACCUCUGCCACGAGAUGGUCUUCGCCGCCACUCCCCCCUACGACGGCACGCUAACAGGCUUCUGGUCCGCUCCCCACGACUUCUGCUAUAAGCUGCCCGACAACGUGUCUCUCCAAGAGGGCGCCCUCAUCGAGCCUCUCGCCGUGGCUGUUCACAUCGUCAAGCAGGCCCGCGUCCAGCCUGGCAACAGCGUUGUCGUCAUGGGCGCCGGCCCCGUCGGCCUCCUCUGUGCCGCCGUCGCUGCCUCCUUCGGCGCCACCAAGAUCGUCCAGGUCGACAUUGUCCAGUCGAAACUGGACUUUGCCAAGUCCUUCGCCGCCACCCACACCUACCUCUCCCAGCGUGUCUCCGCCGAGGAGAAUGCCAAGAACCUCAUCGCCUCUGCCAACCUCGGUAAGGGCGCCGACGUUGUCAUUGACGCCUCCGGUGCCGAGCCUAGCAUCCAGACCUCCCUCCACGUUGUCCGCAUGGGUGGCACCUACGUCCAGGGCGGCAUGGGCAAGUCGGACAUCAACUUCCCUAUCAUGGCUCUCUGCCUGAAGGAGGUGACGGCCCGUGGCUCGUUCCGCUACGGCAGCGGUGAUUACAAGCUUGCUAUUGAGCUCGUGGCCGCUGGCAAGGUUGACGUCAAGAAGCUCGUCAAUGGCGUCGUUGCGUUCAAGGAUGCCGAGUCGGCGUUCAAGAAGGUCAAGGAGGGUGAGGUCAUCAAGAUUCUCAUUGCCGGCCCCAACGAGAAGGUGGAGACCGAGCUUGACACCUCUGUUGACCCUGCCAAGCUUGAGGCGGCCAAGGGCAACACUGGCUGCUGCUAA
Molecule: messenger RNA, 1134 nt
Organism: Podospora anserina S mat+
Lineage: Eukaryota; Fungi; Ascomycota; Sordariomycetes; Sordariales; Podosporaceae
Exons: 2
Coding region: 1-1134 (377 amino acids)
Biological process (GO): D-sorbitol catabolic process
Molecular function (GO): zinc ion binding; L-iditol 2-dehydrogenase (NAD+) activity
Source: RefSeq, a predicted model, not a curated record